AUGUGCCAUAUGACGGCUUGCUCGUUGCUGAGCUACAUCGCAAUCGCGUGGCUGAAGAUGGUUCCAAUGCAGACAAUAAGAUCUAGGGUUCAGUUCAUGAAGAUCUCUACUCUUAGCUUGAUUUUCUGUGCGUCUGUUGUUAGCGGGAAUGUUUCGCUCAAGUACUUGCCUGUUAGCUUUAAUCAGGCCAUUGGUGCCACAACUCCUUUCUUCACCGCUGUGUUUGCGUACUUGAUGACUCAGAAAAGAGAGGCAUGGUUGACAUAUGUGACUUUGAUUCCGGUCGUCACUGGGGUCGUCAUUGCUAGUGGGGGCGAGCCAAGCUUCCACUUGUUUGGAUUUAUCAUGUGUGUUGCAGCAACAGCUGCUAGGGCUCUUAAAUCAGUGCUGCAGGGGAUUUUGCUUUCUUCUGAAGGGGAGAAGCUGAAUUCUAUGAAUUUGCUCUUGUACAUGGCUCCUAUAGCUGUUGUAUUCCUACUUCCAGCAACACUCAUUAUGGAGGAAAAUGUAGUUGGUAUCACCAUGGCACUUGCAAGAGAGGAUACCAGAAUUGUUUGGCUACUCCUAUUUAAUUCUUCUCUUGCAUAUUUUGUAAACUUGACCAAUUUUCUGGUCACAAAGCACACCAGUGCUUUGACUCUUCAGGUCCUUGGAAAUGCAAAAGGGGCUGUGGCUGUUGUAAUCUCCAUAUUGAUAUUUAGGAAUCCUGUCUCAGUUACUGGAAUGCUCGGGUACAGUCUGACUGUUAUCGGUGUUAUUCUCUAUAGUGAAGCAAAGAAGCGUAGUAGAUGA
Fraxinus pennsylvanica is the source of this 792-nucleotide messenger RNA. The record is from the annotation of a GenBank genome assembly. Lineage: Eukaryota; Viridiplantae; Streptophyta; Magnoliopsida; Lamiales; Oleaceae.